AUGUUAUUGAAGUUUUUGUUUAUUUUGCUUUUGGUGAAGAAGAGCUUCGCAGAUAUAUUGGUGAAUGUCGAACAAGGUAAUUUACGAGGAGAGCAAUUAGAGAGUGUUACAAAAGAUACAAAAUAUUACAGUUUUAAAGGCAUACCAUAUGCAGCACCGCCACUCGGCAAGCUGAGGUUUAAGGCACCUGAACCGCCUGUAUCGUGGGAGGGAGUGAGAAAUGCCACGGAACAUGGUUCCGUUUGUAUUCAGUACGACAUAGUCCUCGAGCAGUUCAUAAGCGGUAGCGAGGACUGUCUUUUCCUCAACGUCUAUACACCUGAAUUGGACCCCAAAGAGCCACUGCCCGUCAUGUUCUACAUCCACGGUGGAGGCUACAUUAGUGGGUCGGGGAACGACGACUUUUACGGACCAGAUUUCCUUGUCGAUCGCGGAGUCAUCCUAGUUACCAUAAAUUACAGGCUUGAAGUUUUAGGAUUUCUUUCACUGGAAACUAAAGAAGUACCCGGAAAUGCUGGCGUAAAGGAUCAGGUAGCAGCUUUGAAAUGGGUUCAGAAAAAUAUCGCGAAAUUUGGCGGUGAUCCCAAUAGAGUAACUGUGUUUGGAGAAAGCGCUGGCGCCUCGUGCACUGGCUUCCAUAUUGUGUCACCGAUGAGUAAAGGUCUCUUUAGAAGAGCCAUUGCAAUGAGCGGUGUGCCACUCGCCGAUAAUUCUAUCUCUUUCGAACCACAAAAGCGUGCUUUUGCUCUCGGGAAACAGUUGGGCAUGGACACCGACGAUCCCGAUAAGCUACUUGAAUUCCUCCAAAUCAUUAACGCCCAAAACUUAACCAAAACUAACCCGUUUCUAACGUCAUUUGAAGAAUUAAACGCGAACCCUUUCAAGCAGGUAUAUUUUGUACCAGUCGUUGAAAAAGAUUUCGGUCAAGAGAGAUUUUUGACUGAAGAUCCUUUGGAAUCAUUGGACAGUGGACACAUCAACGACGCUGAUGUGAUGAUGGGAUACACAAACCAGGAAGCACUCAUAGCCCUGAUUCGAUUCAAUAACAAAGAUUUAAAGAAACUUGAUCGUUAUCGCGAAUUAUUGGUUCCAAGAAAGAUUUUGACUACAUCCACACCAUCAAUUUCCUUAGGAGUAGCAAAUAUUAUUAGAAAACAUUAUUUCGAUUCAUCAAACGCCUUCCUGAAAAUGCAAACACUACCAAGUAUCUGUAUCAAUUCUCCAGUGUGUCGGAGAGAAAUCUCUUCGGUCUUCUUGGCUCUAAAUUUGGUCUAUCCGGAGCUGCACAUCUCGACGACAUUUUUUAUGUAUUCAACG
Molecule: messenger RNA, 1317 nt
Organism: Iphiclides podalirius (scarce swallowtail)
Lineage: Eukaryota; Metazoa; Arthropoda; Insecta; Lepidoptera; Papilionidae
Source: the annotation of a GenBank genome assembly